Molecule: messenger RNA, 1767 nt
Organism: Tinamus guttatus (white-throated tinamou)
Lineage: Eukaryota; Metazoa; Chordata; Aves; Tinamiformes; Tinamidae
Source: RefSeq, a predicted model, not a curated record
AUGAAGAUGUCCAUGUACCUUCACCGCCAAACCUCUGCAGCACAGUUGACAGGCAUAAUGUCCAAAGUGGAGAAAGCAGCUCAGGAGUCCUGGACCGAGCGCGAUUUGGCCGAGCUGGAGAGAAAACUAGGAGAAACAGUGGAGAGAGCCCUUGAAGUCCUUCAGGAGAAGCUGGAGAGGAUUCUGAGUGAGAAACUGGACACCUUACAGAGCCAUGUGGAAGCUGACCACCGUGCAGCAUCCCCUUCAGAAGAACCAAACAGCACAUUGACUUCCACCAUCCAGAUCCUCUCCCAAGAAGUUCAAUCUCUCCAGAGAGCUUUGGAGAUCAUGAAGGUACACAUGCAGCGUGACUGCCAGCACUCUGCAACAUUGCCUGAGGACAUAAUGUCCAAACUGGAGAAAACAGACCAGGACCUGGUCUCCUGGUUUAAGAAAAAUGUAACAGAGCUGGAGAAGAAAUUAGGAAAGGCAGUGGAGAGCACCACUACAAAGGCCCUGGAAGUCAUUCAGGAGAAGGUGGAAAGGAUCCUGAGUGAGAAACUGGCCACCUUCCAGAGGCAUGGGGAAGCAGCCAACAUUGCAGCACUUGCUCCACAGGAAGCAACCAGCACUUCCCCUCCAACCCUCCAGAACAUCUCCCAAGAAGUUCGAGCUGUGCAGAGAUCUUUGGAGAGCAUGCAGGCAUCCAUGCAGCAUUACCACCAGCACUUUGCAGCAGAGCUGCAGGGCAUAAUGGUCAAAGUGGAGAAAGCGGACCAGGGGUCCUGGUCCAACAGCUACUUGGCAGAGCUGGAGAAAAAGCUAGCCAGCAAAAUCAAGACAAAGAAAUCCAGGGAAAAAUAUGGACGUGGAAAGGCACUGGAAAGAAACACCACAAUGGCCCCGGAAACCAUUCACAAGCUGGAGUGUAUUCUGAGUGAGAAACUGGCCACUUUACAGAGACAUGUGGAGGCAGCUAACCAUUCAACACCUGCUUCAAAGGAAGAAAUCAGCACCUCCGCCUUCCAGAAACUCUCCCAAGAAGUUCAAGCUGUGCAGAGAUCUUUGGAGAGCAUGCAGGCAUCCCUGCAGCAUGACCACCAGCACGCCACAGCACAGCUGGAUUUCUUGUACCUCAGAGAGAAGAAUGCAGUCCAGGAGUACACGACUGACAGCAGAAUGGCUGAGCUGCAGAGCAAACUAGAGUUUGCCAAAAUGCAGCGUUACUCAGUUGAUGUCACCUUGGAUGCUGACACGGCUCAUCCAAGGCUGAAGGUGUCUCAAGAUGGCAAGAGUGUGGAAGACAAUGGUAAAAUCAGAAAUGUGCCCAGGACAGGGAAGAGAUUUGACUCCCACCUCUUUGUUUUGGCAAAAGAAGGAUACACAUCUGGAAAACGCUAUUGGGAAGUUGAUGUUGGAGAGAAAAAGAACUGGGAAGUGGGCAUUGCCCGAGAGACUGUGACUCGCAAUGGCACACUGACUCUGUCCCCACAGAAGGGCUUCUGGGUCAUAGGGUUAAUGGAUAGGCAGGACUAUUGGGCCCGCACAGAGCCUUGGACCCGCUUGGCUGUGAGUGGGAAACUCACAAGGAUUGGGAUCUUCCUGGACACCACAGCCAAGAAGUUGUCAUUCUUUAAUGUCCAGAAGGAAACAGCUAUGUACACUUUCUCCCUUGGUGAAGACAGCAGCCAGGAAGGGAAGUUCUUUCCCUUCUUCUCAACAGGCUCCAUUUCUGCAAAGCAUGACGCUCACUCCCUGAAAAUAGUCCAGCGAUUUGAUGAAUGA